AUUGUACCAGUCAGUGUGUUGCUUACCUGUCAUCCCCUGGGUCAGAGAUGGCUGCCUCCAUGCCCCUGUUCCUCUCCGGCAUCAUGAUCUUCAGCAUCUCCUUGUACUUGCUCCACAAGAGGCUGCAGGCUGAGAUAGGGACCACUCAUCAACACCAACUCAGGAACCUCACCAUUCUGCUGUGGCACUGGCCCUUCAGCCGCCCCUACAGCCUGGAGGGAGACGUUUUCAGCGACGAGUACAGUAUCCCAGGCUGCCUCCUCAGUGACAACACCUCCCUGUACCCUCAGGCAGACGUGGUGGUCUUCCACCACCAUGAGCUGAGGACGGGUCGCUCCGCCCUGCCUCUCCAUCUCCCACGGCCGGCCUCCCAGCGCUGGCUCUGGCUCUCCCUGGAGCCCCCGGUGAACAACGGCAACCUGACCCAAUACAAAGGACUGUUCAACUGGACCAUGAGCUACCGAGCAGACGCUGAUGUACCAAUGCCCUAUGGGAAGACGGUCGAAGUUCCACCAAACAGCAACAGCAGCAGCUAUGUGAUCCCUAAGAAAGGGGCUUGCCUGGCCAGCUGGGUGGUCAGCAACUACAGCCCUGACCAUGCCAGGAGUCAAGUCUACCAGAGCCUAAGGAAGUACAUUCCUAUAGAGGUGUAUGGCCACUGGCUAAAGAGGCCACUGACCGACCAAAGUCUGAUACCCACCAUUGGCCGCUGUAACUUCUACCUGGCCUUUGAGAAUUCGGUGGCCAUAGACUACAUCACUGAGAAGCUGUGGAGGAAUGCCUACCAAGCAGGGGCAGUACCCGUGGUUCUGGGGCCCUCUCGGUCUAACUAUGAGGCCUUGGUGCCCUCAGGCUCGUUCAUCCAUGUCAGUGACUUCAGCAGCACAGAGCGGCUGGCUGCCUUCCUACAGCAGCUGGCCACAGACAGAGGGCGUUAUGAGGCUUACUUCAAGUGGCGUCAGACCCAUGAAAUCAAGACAUACACAGACUGGAGAGAGAGGCUCUGUAAUAUCUGUAUCAUCUAUCACAGACUGCCAGCUAAAAAGGUGUACUAUGAUCUGGAUGGAUGGGCCAAUAGAUAACAGGCAAAAACUGCUUUUACUGCAAGUUAUUUGGUAACAGUGCAAUUGUUAAGUAAAAAAUAGGUAAGUUAAGAAAUGUAAAAAA
Messenger RNA from Oncorhynchus keta (chum salmon), 1167 nucleotides. Its product is annotated as alpha-(1,3)-fucosyltransferase 7-like. The transcript has a single exon. NCBI's taxonomy places the organism in Eukaryota, Metazoa, Chordata, Actinopteri, Salmoniformes, Salmonidae. Gene Ontology annotation, cellular component: membrane. The record is from RefSeq and is a predicted model, not a curated record. Bases 48 to 1082 code for a protein of 344 amino acids. Gene Ontology annotation, molecular function: alpha-(1->3)-fucosyltransferase activity.